Poecilia reticulata (guppy) is the source of this 1519-nucleotide messenger RNA. The record is from RefSeq and is a predicted model, not a curated record. Lineage: Eukaryota; Metazoa; Chordata; Actinopteri; Cyprinodontiformes; Poeciliidae.
AGUUCACUAGYGAAAUAUUUAGAUCUGAAACUUCAUAGUUAUCUAGAAAAUGAGUUAGCRCAAGUAAAUAUUCAGUUAGUGGGCUACAUACUUAGUUUGAAGGUAACUAUUUAAUUAGCAAGCUAAACAUGUAAUUAGUAGGUAAAUAUUUAGUUAGUGAGGUAACUAGUUUGGAGCUAAAUGUAAACACAAAGGAACAAUAAUUAAUGGCACUUUGGGAGYUCCAUACRUUCCGUUUCUGGUUUUAUUGCUSUGCUGUGCUGUUUUUCUGCCGGAGUGGAACCGCGGGGGGUGAAACCUGCAGCUGACGCUGGCGGGGGAUGGGCCGGCUUCCUGCUGAGCGCCAGCAGCCAGUAAAUCAGCUCKCUUCCUGAACGCAGCAGCGCACUGUAAAACUGAAACCUCUGACACAAGCAGGCGCACAUGCUGGCAGGGACUGACGGGCAAACGGCGCUCUGACACCCAGGAUCAUCUGAAGAGCAGCACAGCCAGCUUUCUGCGCGUGACCUCUGACCCUGAGCCAGAAGCAGGAUGAGCCAGUGGAAGCAGGUCCAGCAGCUGGAGAUGAGGCUCCUGGAGCAGGUGGACUACCUGUACGAUGACAACUUCCCCAUGGACAUCCGGCAGGGCCUGGCCGGCUGGAUCGAGUCCCAGGACUGGGAUUCUGCGGUCAACGACGAGUCCAUGGCUUCGGUUCUGUUCACCAACCUGCAGACGCAGCUGGAGAAGGUCCGAUCGCAGGAGCAGAACUUCCUGCAAAGACACAACAUGAAAAUCAUUCAGCAGCAGCUGCAGAGGAAAUACACCAGCAACCUGACAGGGAUGGCCAGAGUCAUCGCCACCUGCCUGCGGGAGGAGCGGCGGAUCCUGGCCGCCACCUGCAGCCAGGAGCAGGGCGCGCUGGAGCAGUCGCUGCAGAACUCUGUGGCCUUUGAGAGGCAGAAGAACAUGGACAACCGGGUCAGCAUCAUCAGAAACAGCGUCCAGCUGAUGGACCAGGCGGUGAAAAACAUCGAGGACAUGCAGGACGAUUUCGAUUUCUGCUACAAGACGCUUCAGUCACGAGAAUCGGCAGACAGAACAUCAGAGAUGAUCAAACAGGGAAUAACUCGCCUGCAGGAGAUGCUCAACAGGCUGGACUUCAAACGGAAGGAGAUCCUGUCAAAAAUGGACGUGGUGAUCAAAGAGAUCGACGACCUUAUGACCUCUCAGCUGCGACCGGAGCUGCAGGACUGGAAACGGCGGCAGCAGAUCGCCGCCAUCGGUGGGCCGCUGCUGACGGGCCUGGAGCAGCUGCAGAGCUGGUUCACUCUGACGGCACAGAGCCUCUUCCAGAUCAAACGGCAGCUGGACAAACUGGGAGAACUGGUGGUGAAGGUGACGUAUGAGAGCGACCCCAUCCCGCUGCAGAAGCCUCAGAUGGAGGAGCGAGUCAAGUUCCUGAUCUACCACCUGAUCAAGAGGUGAGCAUAACAUCAGCUACAUCAUUAGCAUAACAUCAGCUACAUCAUUAGCAUAA